Condylura cristata (star-nosed mole) is the source of this 2573-nucleotide messenger RNA. RefSeq names its product ATPase, Na+/K+ transporting, beta 1 polypeptide (gene ATP1B1). The coding region runs from base 507 to 1415 and encodes 302 amino acids. Gene Ontology annotation, cellular component: sodium:potassium-exchanging ATPase complex. NCBI's taxonomy places the organism in Eukaryota, Metazoa, Chordata, Mammalia, Eulipotyphla, Talpidae. The transcript has 6 exons. Gene Ontology annotation, biological process: sodium ion export across plasma membrane; intracellular sodium ion homeostasis; intracellular potassium ion homeostasis. The record is from RefSeq and is a predicted model, not a curated record. Gene Ontology annotation, molecular function: ATPase activator activity.
UCAGCCAAUUUCUCGGCUCUCUGCGUGUGUUCGCGUGCCGGGGCGGCAGUCCAUCUGUCCGUCCUCUCCUCUGACUUUCUCCUGCCCCCUGCCUGUCUCCGCAGAGGUCACAGGAGGUGGGGGCCAAGAUUCGUUCUAGGUGGUAGCUGGAGUGGCAGCUGCGGGUUUGCGGAGCCCCUGAGCCCCUUAGGGCGAGGGGAGCGCUUGGCAGACCAAAGAGAGCCCGGGAGCGGCCGUGCGCCCACCAAUAGGUGCGGGUCUCGGAGCUGCCGGCCUGCGCGGUCCCUCCCUCCUCCCUCCGCCCCCGCCGCCGCCGCCUCCUCCUCCUCCAGCUUCUGCCUUUGCUCCUGUACCGUGCGUCUGGCACUCGGAGAGCCGCAGCGGUAGCGGCGGCUGCAGCCUGUGGAGAGACAGACCGAGGACGCGGACCAACAGCCGGAGAGGACGUGAGGGCCUGUGCCCAGUCACCCACCCUCAGUCCCUGCGGCAGCUGCUGAUUCGUCACCAUGGCCCGCGGUAAAGCCAAAGAGGAAGGCAGCUGGAAGAAAUUUAUCUGGAACUCGGAGAAAAAGGAGUUUCUGGGCAGGACCGGUGGCAGUUGGUUUAAGAUCCUUCUCUUCUAUGUGAUAUUUUAUGGCUGCCUGGCUGGCAUCUUCAUCGGAACCAUCCAAGUGAUGCUGCUCACCAUCAAUGAAUUCAAGCCCACUUACCAGGACCGAGUGGCCCCCCCAGGCUUAACACAGAUUCCUCAGAUCCAAAAGACUGAAAUUUCCUUCCGUCCUAAUGAUCCCAAGAGCUAUGAGGCAUAUGUUCUGAACAUAGUCAGAUUCCUGGAAAAAUACAGUGAGAUGUCCCAGAAGGAUAACAUGGUUUUCGAAGAUUGUGGCAAUGUACCCAGUGAACUCAAAGAACGAGGAGAAUACAACAAUGAACGAGGAGAGCGGAAAGUCUGCAGGUUCAAGCUUGAAUGGUUGGGAAAUUGCUCUGGAAUAAAUGAUGAAUCUUAUGGCUACAAAGAGGGCAAACCGUGCAUCAUUAUAAAGCUCAACCGAGUUCUGGGUUUCAAACCUAAGCCUCCCAAGAAUGAGUCUUUAGAGGCUUACCCAAUGAAGUAUAGUCCUUAUGUCCUGCCUGUCCAGUGCACUGGCAAGCGAGAGGAAGAUAAGGAUAAAGUUGGAAACGUGGAAUAUUUCGGACUGGGUGGCUAUGCUGGCUUUCCCCUGCAGUAUUACCCCUACUAUGGCAAACUCCUACAGCCCCGCUAUCUGCAGCCCCUGCUGGCUGUACAGUUCACCAACCUCACCAUGGACACUGAAGUUCGCAUUGAGUGUAAGGCAUAUGGUGAGAACAUUGGGUACAGUGAGAAAGACCGUUUUCAGGGACGUUUUGAUGUAAAAAUUGAAGUUAAGAGCUGAUCACAAGCACAAAUCUUUCCCACUAGCCAUUUAAACCAUUAAAAAGAUACAAAAACAAAACCUACUAGUCUUGAACAAACUGUCAUACGUAUGGGACCUACACUUAAUCUAUAUGCUUUACACUAGCUUUCUGCAUUUAAUAGGUUAGAAUGUAAAUUUAAAGUGUAGCAAUAGCAACAAAAUAUUUAUUCUACUGUAAAUGACAAAAGAAAAAUAAAAAUUGAGCCUUGGGACGUGCCCAUUUUUACUGUAAAUUAUGAUUCCAUAACUGACUUGUAGUAAGCAGUGUUUCUGGCCCCUAAGUAUUGCUGCCUUGUGUAUUUUAUUUAGUGUACAGUACUAUAGGUGCACACACUGGUCAUUUUUCAAGCCAUGUUUUAUCAUAUCUGUUUUCUACUUUAUGUGAGCAAGAUUCGCUGUCCAAGGUGUAAAUAUUCAAUGGGAAUAAAACUGGCAUGGUACUUUUUUGUUUUGGUUUGGCUCUUUCAAAGAUAAUGGCCCAUCAAUGAGCAUUUUUAACACUCCAUAGUCUUUUCCUGUGGUGUUAGGUCUUCCCCCUUUUUUUUUUUCCCCUGGGGCUGGGGGUGGGGUGGGGUGGGCUGUCAUGGGGGAACUGCCCUUUAAAUUUUAAGUGACAGUACAGAAAAACACACAGAGGUGAUGGGUUGUGCUGUGCUUUGUAUUGGAUGCUGUCUCCACAUCUUCCCUCGUCCUCCAGUACGUUCCGAAGCUAUGUAUGAGAUCCGGAGAGUCCGUCACUUUGGCUAGUGGCAGGGCUAGUUAAUUUGCUUUGUACGUUUUCUUUUACUUUCCUUCUUUCCUUUCUCUGGAGGCAUCACAUGCUGGUGCUGUCUUUAUGAAUGUUUUAACCAUUUUCAUGGUGGAAGAAUUUUAUAUUUAUGCAGUUGUACAAUUUUAUUUUUUUCUGCAAGAAAAAGUGUAAUGUAUGAAAUAAACCAAAGUCACUUGUUUGAAAAUAAAUCUUUAUUUUGGACUUUAUAAAAAGCAAUGCAGUACCCCAUAGACCGGUGUUAAAUGUUGUCUACAGUGCAAAAUCCAUGUUCUAACAUAUGUAAUAAUUGCCAGGAGUACAGUGCUCUUGUUGAUCUUGUAUUCAGUCAGGUUAAAACAACGGACAAUAAAUGAAUGAACACAUUC